Molecule: messenger RNA, 2802 nt
Organism: Notolabrus celidotus (New Zealand spotty)
Lineage: Eukaryota; Metazoa; Chordata; Actinopteri; Labriformes; Labridae
Gene: spice1
Product: spindle and centriole associated protein 1
Exons: 18
Coding region: 188-2452 (754 amino acids)
Biological process (GO): mitotic spindle assembly; regulation of centriole replication; metaphase chromosome alignment
Cellular component (GO): centrosome; centriole; spindle
Source: RefSeq, a predicted model, not a curated record
GUGACGCGGUGUCCGUGGCAACAGCUCAGGAAGUGGCGCGCGACUCUUGAAAAACUGUCACAGCAAACUGAAGAAGAGUUGGGAUGUUUUACCUCAACAACAACAGACUCGAAACGGUGAACAUGAAGUGUUAUGCUGUCUGAAAGUCUCUUCUUACGAACACAAGGGAGGAUUGUCAACCGGGAACAUGUCGUUUGUUAGAGUGGGGCGGACACAACAACACACUAAAGGAAAGCGUCCUGCUCGCCCGAAUAAGGCAGCAUCAGCUACCAAGAAGGAGUGGGUGAGCACAGUGAGUGACCUGUCUGUGCACAAGCUCACACCUGCAGAGCUGAGUCAUCGGCAUGAGAUCCACAAGUCCCACAACAAGGCUGCGGCUCAGUGGGAGCUGAGGGAGAAAGCCCUGAAGCACCAUUUAAGACACCCUGGCAGCCCUGCGCCUCUUGACCAUGCCAGCCUCAGCAUCAUCAGGGAGGUGUUUUCUGAUCAGCUGCUGCUGCAGGACGUGCUGGCUCGCUCGGACCGUGCCAUGGCUGUUGUUAAAGACUUAUUUGGAGAUGCUCCUCGCAGACAGACAGGGCAUCCCAGCGUGACAAUGGCACCAAACUGUGAUUCUGACUCAGCGCUGCCUGUGCUCCGGAGACCAGAUCCCCCAACUCAGCUGUCACUGCUCAGCCAGUCAAUGAUGGAUCAACAGGCUCUUAAUGAAGUGGAAGCUCCAGAGGAAGACUACAGUGAUGAAGAUAACAGUCCUGAUGGCAGCACAGACUAUAAUAUAAUCAGAAGGGCCAAUGUACAAAAAAUGAAGGCAAUGUCUCGAACAAGAGCGAAACAGAAAGUCCAUCAUCCCAACUCACACGAGGCAGACGGAGGAAAUGUUCCUGUGACCCCCUGUACGUCAGGCAGAGCACCGGAUGAGAGGGCUCUCAAUGCCACAGUGGCCGUUCAGCGUGUUCGGUCCAGACUAAGUCAGUCCCAGGAAGAAAAGGAAGAGCCCUCAGUCCUGGUUUCUCAGGUUCUGAACCCUGAGCUGCCUCUCAACCGGUCAGGUGAGAACAGUAGACGCAGCAGAAAGACCAGGAAGUGUGUAUCCAGGAGUUUGGAGCUGGAUGGCUCCUCUGUUGCCUCUCUAAGUGGGGACCAGUCCAGUCUGGGCCUGCUGCAGGCCAUGUUGGGUCAGGUGGCGGCAGACCUGGACACUCUGAGUGCCGGCCCUGAAGCAGCCUCAGCACAGAGCGGGACACAAAGUCUCACAGGGUUCUCUGUUGCAUUGGUCUCCACUCUGGGACGUUUAGUACAUCUCUUCAAACAGAAAGAAGAAGAGACUCAGAUAGAGUCUCAUGAGAGGAGAAGACUAGAGGAGGAGUUGAGAGUGCAGCGUGUUCUGAUUGAUGCACUCACUGCUGAGACGAUGACUCUGAGAGAAGAGGCUGCUACCCUGCAGGCGGGGUUGCUACAUCGGACAGCAGAAAUCGAGCAGAAGUUGGACACAGUGGUGCUGGUGAUGGGGGGACUUGGACUACUUCAGGAUCAUGCUUACCCAGCCCAAGACUCAAAUGUUGAAGAUCUCCAGUCUGCACCAGUUGCUGUACAACAUAAGGAGCAAUUACGACCUUCUGUUUCUCCUGCUGUGUUGCUCUCCCCUCCUCGACAGAGAGACAACUGGCAUCAAAAUCCUGAGACUCAUUCAGUACUGCUACACCAUGAGCUUCCACCUGUAGACACCCUGAGCUCCUAUGAGGCCCUCAGCUCAGCCUCCAGCUUCUCCAGCCUCCCUCUCUCCGGCCUUCCUCCCGCUCCUUCCUUAAAAUUGACCCUUGACGCUCUGAGCUCACAGCUCUCUGCAGAGGCCGUGCUCGCUGAGAUUGCACAGCUGAGCGAGCAGAACGACCUGAUUAAGGCCCGACUUAGCCAGGCUGGUUCAGGGGUUUCAGGAUCAUCUGAGAGCAGCAGUGGAAAGAGACGUUUGAGUCCAGGCAGCACAGGAAGAGUCACACCCACAACUGUUGGAGAAAGGAGGAUGUCGGUUUCCACCAGGACAGGGAGACGGAGUCAGCAUGUCCUGGCUGCUGAAGGAGAGCAGGCAGCAUCACCUCCCUCUCUGUGUGUGAGCAGUGUGGAACAGCGCCUCCUGGAGCUGAACAGACAAAGUGCGGAAGCGAGAGGUCGUCUGCUGGAGCUCAUCGAGCAGCAGAAACAAAGUGUGUCUCCCUCUGGUUCCCCCAUCCCUCCAUCUGCCUUCAGUCCACAAUCAGAAGGAGGAGGUCCAGAGGUGUCCCUGCUGUUGCCUGAACAGGAGCUCCUUUCACAAACCGGCGCUGUGUGGAGACGAUCUGCAGGCUCUGAAGUCUCAUCUUACAGUCCCGGGGGAGAAACGAGGGAUGGCAGAGCAGAAAUGGAGAAACAGACAGAGAGAGAGGGCUGGUUUGCUUUGUCCACUCAUGUGAGAUGACAGACAAGUUGAAGUUGUAACGAUAAUUUAAACCCUGGUUGUUAGUAUUUUACUUGUGUAUUUUAAACUGUUGAAUUAAACGUUUUAAAGCAGUUUUUUAUCUGCUCAGGUAUAUCGACAUCCAAACCCAUAAAACAAACUCUUUGAUUGGUAGGUUUUCUCACCCUGCAUUGUUCUUAAUAUGUAACACCUUUCAUGCAGAAGGUAUGUUUGAAGGCUGUGUGUGCAAGUAGAGUUUAAUAUUUAAUAUCACGAGUGCCUGUUCUCUUUCAACCGUAAAGUGAUUUAAUAUUUUCUCUGCGGAGAGAUCUUUGUUUUGAGACCUCUCCAAAAACUCUCUUUAAAUCUAA